Girardinichthys multiradiatus is the source of this 7084-nucleotide messenger RNA. RefSeq names its product BEN domain containing 5 (gene bend5). Gene Ontology annotation, biological process: negative regulation of DNA-templated transcription. The record is from RefSeq and is a predicted model, not a curated record. Bases 90 to 1439 code for a protein of 449 amino acids. Gene Ontology annotation, molecular function: DNA binding. The transcript has 6 exons. NCBI's taxonomy places the organism in Eukaryota, Metazoa, Chordata, Actinopteri, Cyprinodontiformes, Goodeidae.
CCAACCCCCCCAUGAGUAUAUUUUUUUAAUACUUUGUGAGGAAAAACUGUCAACCAUAUCCAAAGUGCAGGACCAAAGAGAACUAAAUAAUGUAUGCUUUUGUUAGGUUCUUUGAAGACGAUAUGUGCUACGCGUUUCCCGUUUCUACCAUCGAAGAUUUCAGACCUCUGCACAGAACAGAUUUUGAUAAUCAGAAGGUGUAUCUGGUUCACAGAACUGAGGAGAAUGGCUGCGCAGGCCAGCCGUGCGAAGCACAGAUCCUUGCCCUUGCAGAUACAGUAGAGGAAUUUGAAGACUGUAUAGCCCAAAAGAAGAUGAAAAUUCCCAAGAUGUCCAUCAGGAAUUCUGGGAAGUCUAUCGUGAAUAAUUUUGGUGAAGAGAGAUUACCACUGAGGCAUAAAAAGGCCCUUUCUCACAACCAUGGAAAACCCCUCUCUAGCUCCUCUAAGAGCCUCGCAGCAGUAGUGGCUCGCCUGGAGAGAAAUGCAGCCAACUCCUAUAUGGAAGGUGAAGAGGACUUGGAUGAGGACCGGUUGGCUGAGGAGGGAGAGGAUGCAGAUGACGAAGAGGAGGAAAUGGAGGCAGAGCAUCGGCAUCAUCACCAUCAGCAGCAGCAGCAUCUGGAGGUGGACGCGCAUUGUGUGUCCGAGGUGGUGGCGGCCGUUGUUCCGAGGGUUUUGUAUGAGGAGCUGGUUCACAGCUACAGGCAACAGGAGGAGGAGAUGAGGAGACUGCAGCAGGAGUUGGAGAGAACCCGCAGACAGCUGGUGCAGCAGGCCAAGAAGCUAAAGGAAUACGGCAGCUUGCUGACAGAAGUCAAAGAACUGAGGGACUUCAACAGGAGGCUGCAGGAUGUACUCCUCAUGAGACUGGGCAGUGAGCCUAUGCACAACAAUGGCACUCAGACAAUCAAGGCUGAAGUGGUGGAACCUAUAGUUGAGGCCCAGGAGACAUGCAGAGAAGAAGCAAACACAAGUUCAAGCUAUUCGCCCUCGCCCAGAACAGUGUACACCUGUAACGAUGGGAAGGUACAUCUUGGUGGUGGGAUCUGGGUGGAGGAAGAGAAAUGGCAUCAGCUUCAGCGGACCCAGGGAGACUCCAAGUUCACAAAGAACCUCGCUGUGAUGAUUUGGGGCACUGAAACUCUUAAAAACCGUAGUGUCACAGGUGUUGCCACUAAAAAGAAGAAGGACGCCCUGCCCAAACCUCCACUGUCGCCCAGCAAGCUGAAAAUUGUCAGAGAGUGUCUCUAUGACCGAGUGUCUCAAGAAACCGCCGACAGCGCUGAGAUCACGCAGAGAUUGUCCAAAGUGAACAAAUAUAUCUGUGAAAAGAUAAUGGACAUCAACAAGUCCAUCAAGAACGAGGAGCGACGGGAGUCCAAGCUGCUAAUCAGACAGACUGUCAAGAUGGAGAACUUCACCUAUGAUGGCAUAUAGUGAACAACUGUCACGUCAGCGCCUUCUGCCCCUCGUUGUCUGCAGGAUCUUUAGGGGACCUGGUAUGGGUGGGUUGGGGAAUGCUGUCACUGUUCGAGAAGUGGUCAUAUUUCUUUUCCACAGGUCCCAUCCUCGCUCCCUAUAGAGCAAGCAUCACAUUCAUCAUUUCUUUCAGUGGCUGCCAGACGGCUUUACCCACCUGCACACGAAAUAGUUUGAUAUGAGCUGGAGUGAGUGUUUUUAUAAGCUUUACUGAUGCAUUGGUACAGAAGUUUGUGCAUAUGUGUCAAAAAGACAGAUAAGAUGUGAUUGUUAAUUUAUUGUUCUGUGUCAGAACAUCGUUUUGAGUCCUGGAACUUUUAAAAAGUAAGAGGUUAUUUCUGUAGGUAGAGUCUUCUGAUGCUGUAUAAUUGACGAUGCUAGCUAACGGGUCUUAGACUGUUAGGGAUUUGAGUGUUGGUACUAAAUACAUAGGAUGGGACGUCAGGGUCUCCAAUGCACAAGUCUUAAUUAGUAACAGCCAUAUGACGGUUUGCUCCAAGAGAUUAACUUUGAAUGUGUGCUGUCUCAACUCCUUUACGACAUCCGCUCAUAAGAAGAGUGCUUACAGAGGGUUGUUGGAAAGAAUGACUCCAAAUUAUGAGUCAGUAAUGCUAUAUUUGAUUUGUUUUAUUUUUUUACCAUUCAUGUUAUUAACAUCUUCCAUUAAUGUAUGAGCUCUAGAAAGGAUUUAUAUUUUCCAGAGAUGCACCGAUCACUUUUCUCGGCCAAUACCAAUUUUAGAUUAUCUGUUUUCGUAAGCACCAUAACUCAUAAAAGACCUAACAUUGAGCUGCAGUUUUGUUUGAUAGAGAUCAUUGUUUUGAAUCCAAAAUGAAGAAACCAAAAUAUUUCGCCCGUUUAAUCUUUAAAGCAAAUGUCCCUAGUCUAUAUCUGAUUUUUAAUAAACUCAGUGUACAUGCUGUUGGGCUGGAGUUCUUAGUUUUGGUGCAUUUAAUGAGCAGGCAAAAACAUUUUUCUUUUGACCUGGGGGUUAAAUCAAAUUACCCCAGGUCAAACUGGUGCAUCUCUUAAUAUUUUUCUUUCAGUCAUUUGAAUAGACUGUGGAGUUGUUAUGGUACAGGCAUGUUGAUGACUUGAAAAGCCUUAAAUGGAUUUGGCAAUCUCCUGGGACUUAUAUCUCCAUGGGUUUUUUUUAUUUUUAUUCUAGUAAGCUGUGAUUGUAAAUGUUUUAAGCUGAAGUGAUGAAGCUUCACCUGCACUUUGCUGUGAGAAUGUAAGAGGUGGCCAGGUACAAUUUUUAUGUGUGGUUUGCACCAUCCGAUAGAGGUGAACAGGACUAGCUGCCAGGUGAAAUAUCCGAGCACAGCUCUGCACAACCCAGGUCAUCUUGUUGUGACAGCAAUGUUAGCUGUGGGUAAAGCUGUCUGCUGCACUACUUUUCUUCUUUUUUUUUUCUAAGGUUGUCUGUCCCUGCUGAAUCCCAUCCUAACUCUCUCUUCUGUUUAGUCACACCACUGGGGAAAAUAGUAAGGUUGCUCCAGUGACAAUUUCCUUCAAGCCAUGCCAUCAAAAGUUUUAAAACGUUCUUUAGUUGUGUAUGUUUUUUUUUUUAAUAUAUAUAGGAUUUUUCUCUCCUGUUAUAUUGUUUUGAUCUGAAACGGUUUGCGUGGCUGUCUGCAGGCUGGAACUAAACACUGCAGAUUGAAAUCUCAACUGUGACCUAGCUGUGGCUAACUGUGAAUCUGCUGCAGAGCUGCCCAUCAAACCUUUCUCCUCUUCAUAUUUGUAAUUCCUGGAUGUCUCUCAGUUUAUUUUUCUCCAUCAAAUUUUUCUGUUUGUUUGUCUUGGUUUGUGUCAUAUCAGCACUUCAUAUCAGCCUUUCGUUAAGCUACUUUAUGUUCCAAAAUAGUAUAGAAACAAAUGCAUAUGUUUGUCACCAAAGUUGACAUAAAUUGAUUAGUCGUUUUACAGCUUCAAGGUUCUGGUCAUGUUUGAUGCAGUGUUGUCCGUAUUAUGUCAGUUCCUUGUAUUACCAAUUUUUUUCCUAUUUUUGUUUUAUAUAUGAACAGUUGGCUUUAAGCUAGAUGCGGUCUUCAAAUGUUGAUCAGUAAACAAAUCCACCUCACUCUUAGCCAAAGUUAUCCCAGAGGAACAAAAGAGGGAGAGGGAGAGAAAGAGUUUCCUUACUAACUCAGUCUGUAUAUUGCAAUCACAACCUCACUUUAAAUCAACAAGAAUCUAUAUUCUUGAACCGUUGGGCUCUCAUAUAAUUAGAUGCAGCGAUGAUCAACUCAUAUCUUUUACAUUGAAUGCACUUUAAAUUUGACAAUUGCUUCAGUUUCAAACAGUUAUUUGCCAUAAUAGUUCUUAUAGAUUAGGGCCUGGUUACCAUUUUAUUCUCAUGAAGCACCUUAUGACAUUUUGGUUUAUAUAUAUUUCAUUUUUAUUAUUAGAACAAUAUUGACCUUUUGGAAUGCCUCUGGCAAACUAAUGUCCCAUAAUAAGCUUGGUAAGUGUUAAUAUUUAACUGUAAGAUUUAGGUCUGGAGAUAUUUAAAAGGCGACAUUAAAACUGGAAUCCACCACUCCAUCAUCUCUUCCUGGACAUUUAUCCGCUACACGGAAAGCGACAAACAAUUCACAUUAAAACGGAAACGACCAGUUUAAAGACUUUACCUUUGAAAUGUUUAAGAUGACUGGAGAUUUUGCUUUAGAUGAACAAAACUACAUGCUGUUCACAUGUAUAAAUAUGACUUGUAUAGAAUUCAAAUGGAGUAUUUUUUACAAAUGAGUUGUAACUGUGAGGACUGAAUAAUGAAGCUGAAAAAUGUUAGAUGCAGACUGAGGAAUCAGCUGGGUUUGCACAAAAAAAAUGGCCAAUGCAAAGGUACUGGAGCUUAGUGAAUAACAAAGGUCACAAUGGUGACUAUUGUCUUUUUUGUAAACCAGAGUACCCUUUUUUCGUUUUGUUGAUUCUCUGUACAAACUAAGAUAAGGUCCACAUGUUGGAACCGUGUAUUGAAAAUACUUGCAAUUUAAAAGGAAAAAAAAAAGCUUUCUGCUGUGCAGGCCACCUUACUGAAAUUCAGAUGCGUUGUUGUGUACUGUGUUUGUGUUUCUUUGUUGUUCAAUGCCAAAAGAGGGUGUGGUUGUAACAAUGGCUAAAGAGAACAUUUAUAGAGCUAUUACAUCAUCGUUUUGAAAGGCUGGAUUCCUGGAGCGAGAUUAAAACCUAUAAUCCCUUAACUAAAACCAUCUUCAGUGGAUGAAAGCUGUGCCAUCACAGAUUUAGCCUAAUCUGCGACGACACGGCCAAUCUUUCAAGAGAGUGGCAGAAGUUUUGAAGGCCUAUUCGUAACGUACAUAUUGGAAUAGUGAGUCGUGGAUAUUUUGGGCUAAUUUGACUCUGGAACACAACACCAUAGCAGUAGUUUUAGAAAGGAAACCUGCUAGAUACGAUCCUCUUGUGCCACUUCUUGUACCUUACUCACCUGCUUUAUGGAUUACGCUGUGAAUACCUGUUAAAGCUUCACAAGACAAUGGAGCUUUGUUUUACUUUUUCAUACUUACACUGAGGAUAGAGUGAUCCAGUUUUUAAGCUUCACUCAAGAUGGAUAUCUAGCAGUUUGCAGAGCCAUACUGUUAAUGAGACACGUUACUGUUUGAGCCUCAGAUACAUAAAAAAACAAAGAUAUACAUUGUUAGGCAUAUAUUUUUCUUAAAAGUAUCAGUAACUUUGUAUACAAUCCACAAACCGUCUCUACUUCAUCCAACUUCACCGUCCUACCUCAUUGUUACUCUGGUGUUUGUCAGUAAAUGUAAACUAUAUGUGUGUGUAUAUUAAAAAAUCUAUAGGAAAAGGUAUAGCUGGUUGCUCUCAACAUGUACAGCAUAUAAAACACCUCAAUACACAAAUAUCAUUCUUAAGUAAAAUUCGUUUUCUUAUCUGCUUAAAGAUGCUGCUGUAAAGGGGGUUUCUGUGUGAGGGGGUUGUCUGAAUAUAUAUAUAUAUAUAUAUAUAAAUAUAUAUAUAUAUGGAUCUAUAUCUUUGCUCUUUGCUAUGUUGUGCAGUUGAUUGAUGACUAUGUUUUGUCUCUGUAUUGCAAUCUGAGAUUUUUACUGGUUGACGGUGCUACCAGCAAACAGUUUGAGAAAAGCAAAAAGAACAACAACAAAAAAACUGAUCUACCGGACCUCAAAAUGGUGCUGUUUUUCUAUGUUUUUAAUCGUCAUACGGCUCUGUGUGUUAUUCAGGUGUGUUAACCGCCGCUAUCCCCUCAACUAAUCAAAUCCUGAAGCCAAAAUGUUUUUUCGCAAGGGUGGUAACCCUGCUGUUACUGUUUUAAAAUAUAUGCUAUCCAUCCAAAUAUUGUAGAUAGUAAUUAUAGUCUCAAUUUCAGAAGUACCUCAGAAGUUAUUUUAAAUGGGUGCAUCCGCUUCUGUCAUUUUCCUUUUGUUGCAGUGUGUUUUCAAGAAUAUCCAUUUUUACUGGUUAGAUCAGGUUAUCAUUAUAGACGUACAUGGAUAAGGAAGCAGUGUGAAUCUGAGUAGCAAAGGCAAAGGCCCUCGGCAGAACCAUAGUCAUUUGGGUCAACCUUGCUUUGUAGAUCAGGGUCCGUUUGUAGUCGGGGAUUAUACCACACUAAUAUAAGCAGAAAUUAGCAAAGUGUUAAAAAAAAAACAACACAGGGCUUUCUCAGACUUGUUUGGUUUACUUUGUCAGUUGGAUCAGUUGAUUUUUAUUCACUGUCUGUGUUUAUCUGUGUAUUUUUUAAAUGCUAACCUUCAGUUUGUCUUCGCAGAAAGUGCAUUACAUCCUCUUAUAUCCUGUCCCCUGAUCCCCACGCUUCAGUAUUUGUUUUCCGCGCCAAAGUGUUUGAGACACUUGAGUGGACGUUUCGUUUCUGUCUUCUUGAACCCAACUUUGUCAGGCUGACGCCUCUCUACUGUGAGUAAUGUGUGUUCUUAGACAGCAGCUGGUUCUCAAGGAGGCACUUUUAAGCCAUUUGGACUGUUUAUAAUGGUUAGCAGUGACCUUUUCUCUGGCCUUGGGGGAGAAUAGAGUCCAGAGAGUUGUUUGUAGUUCCUAUGCAGGUGUAGAAUAACUAACCUGGUGCCACAUCACUGUUUGAUGGAGGGCCAGCCACAGAGAUAAAUAGCAGGAGAGAACUGAAUGUGUCUGCACAGCCUUGAGGUAGAGUCAAAUAGGACAAUGGCGAUAUGACAAAUCCGUACUAAACUAUUAUGACGUUUUAAGCUCUUUUGAUUUGAAUUAAACUGAGCUAUAUUAAACCUAUCUGUAGAAUUUAAUGCUUUGCAGUUAUAGUUGGGGGAAAGACAGGGUUUCUACUUUAUGGAGUAUUUAUUGUUGGUAUAAUAAUGUUGAAAGAUCUCAAUACUAUUGCAGUAAACACUUAUUUUACCCUAUUGUAGCCUCCCAGUGGCAAACCACAUUUUACAGAAAGUCCUAUAGGUAUAAAUGAUAGUGUACAUGUCUUCGCUGAACCGGCCACACCUCUGCUAUGCGACUCUUUGACGCUUAGCAACCUGUUCUGUGUUUUUUCUCUUGCUGCAUUCAGGAACACCUGUUUAAAUGUAUAGAUAAACAGAAAUAAAUCAAGACUUUUAUUCUAUCAGCACAAA